Messenger RNA from Myotis myotis, 2533 nucleotides. RefSeq names its product anaphase promoting complex subunit 5 (gene ANAPC5). Bases 75 to 2357 code for a protein of 760 amino acids. Gene Ontology annotation, molecular function: protein binding. Gene Ontology annotation, cellular component: anaphase-promoting complex. Gene Ontology annotation, biological process: protein K11-linked ubiquitination; anaphase-promoting complex-dependent catabolic process; positive regulation of mitotic metaphase/anaphase transition. Lineage: Eukaryota; Metazoa; Chordata; Mammalia; Chiroptera; Vespertilionidae. The transcript is spliced from 17 exons. The record is from RefSeq and is a predicted model, not a curated record.
AGCCGGUUCCCUGGGAUACGGCCCGGGCUGGUUGAGGCGGAGGGCGGGCUGUGGUGGCAGGAGUCCGGCACACCAUGGCCAGUGUCCACGAGAGCCUCUACUUCAACCCCAUGAUGACCAAUGGCGUGGUACAUGCCAACGUGUUCGGCAUCAAGGACUGGGUGACGCCGUAUAAGAUCGCGGUGCUGGUGCUACUGAACGAGAUGGGCCGCACGGGCGAGGCUGCCGUGAGCCUCAUGGAGCGGCGGAGGCUCAACCAGCUGCUUCUGCCUCUGCUGCAGGGCCCAGAUAUUACACUGACUAAACUGUACAAGUUAAUUGAAGAAUCUUGUCCUCAGCUUGCAAAUUCAGUACAAAUCAGAAUCAAACUGAUGGCUGAAGGCGAAUUGAAGGAUAUGGAACAAUUUUUUGAUGACCUGUCAGAUUCUUUUUCUGGAACUGAACCAGAGGUUCACAAAACAAGUGUAGUAGGCUUAUUUCUGCGUCACAUGAUCUUGGCCUACAGUAAGCUUUCUUUUAGCCAAGUGUUUAAACUGUACACUGCCCUUCAACAGUACUUCCAAAAUGGUGAGAAAAAGACAGUGGAGGAUGCUGAUAUGGAACUGACCAGCAGAGAAGAGGGCGAAAGAAAAAUGGAAAAAGAAGAACUUGAUGUGUCCAUAAGAGAAGAGGAGGUAUCUUGCAGUGGGCCCCUGUCCCAAAAACAAGCGGAGUUUUUUCUUUCUCAACAGGCCUCUUUGUUAAAGAAUGAUGAAACUAAGGCCCUCCCUCCAGCUUCUUUGCAGAAAGAAUUGAACAACUUGUUGAAAUUUAAUCCUGAUUUUGCUGAAGCGCAUUAUCUCAGCUACUUAAACAACCUCCGGGUCCAAGAUGUGUUUAGUUCUACACACAGCCUCCUGCAUUACUUUGACCGCCUGAUUCUUACGGGAGCCGAGAGCAAAAGUAACGGGGAAGAGGGCUACGGCCGGAGCUUGAGAUACGCUGCUCUGAACCUGGCCGCCCUGCACUGCCGCUUCGGACACUAUCAACAGGCAGAGCUCGCCCUGCAGGAGGCAAUCAGGAUCGCCCAGGAGUCCAACGAUCACGUGUGUCUCCAGCAUUGCCUGAGCUGGCUCUACGUGCUGGGGCAGAAGAGAUCCGAUAGCUAUGUUCUGCUAGAACAUUCUGUGAAGAAAGCAGUGCAUUUUGGGUUACCGUACCUCGCCUCCCUGGGCAUACAAUCCUUAGUUCAGCAGAGGGCUUUUGCUGGGAAGACAGCAAAUAAACUGAUGGAUGCUCUAAAGGACUCUGACCUCCUGCACUGGAAACACAGCCUGUCAGAGCUCAUCGACAUCAGCAUCGCCCAGAAAACGGCCAUCUGGAGGCUCUAUGGCCGCAGCACCAUGGCGCUGCAACAAGCCCAGAUGUUGCUGAGCAUGAACAGCCUAGAGUCGGUGAAUGCGGGCGUGCAGCAGAACAACACGGAAUCGUUUGCGGUCGCGCUCUGCCACCUCGCAGAGCUGCAUGCGGAGCAGGUAGGAGGUGGCCAGGGCUGUUUCGCUGCAGCUUCCGAGGUAUUAAAGCACCUGAAGGAAAGAUUCCCACCGAAUAGUCAGCAUGCCCAGUUAUGGAUGCUCUGUGAUCAGAAAAUACAGUUUGACAGAGCGAUGCACGAUGGCAAAUAUCACUUGGCUGACUCGCUUGUUACAGGAAUCACAGCGCUUCAUAGCACUGAGGGUGUGUAUAGAAAAGCAGUUGUACUACAGGCUCAGAAUCAAAUGACAGAGGCACACAAGCUUUUACAGAAAUUAUUGAUUCAUUGUCAGAAAAUCAGGAACACAGAAAUGGUGAUCAGUGUCCUGCUGUCUGUGGCAGAGCUGUAUUGGCGAUCCUCCUCCCCUACCAUUGCACUGCCCGUGCUCCUGCAGGCGCUGGCCCUCUCCAAGGAGUACCGGCUACAGUACUUGGCCUCUGAAACAGUGUUGAACUUGGCUUUUGCCCAGCUCAUCCUUGGAAUCCCAGAACAGGCCUUAAGUCUUCUCCACAUGGCCAUUGAGCCCAUCUUGGCUGACGGAGCUGUCCUGGACAAAGGCCGGGCCAUGUUCUUGGUGGCCAAGUGCCAGGUGGCUUCAGCAGCUUCCUAUGAUCCACCGAACAAAGCAGAAGCUCUGGAGGCCGCCAUUGAGAACCUCAACGAAGCUAAGAACUAUUUUGCAAAGGUCGACUGCAAAGAGCGAAUCAGAGAUGUCGUUUACUUCCAGGCCCGACUCUACCACACUCUGGGGAAGACCCAGGAGAGGAACCGCUGUGCGAUGCUCUUCCGGCAGCUGCAUCAGGAACUGCCCUCUCAUGGGGUGCCCCUAAUAAACCAUCUCUAGUGAGAACGUCCCUGCGGGGCCAUGCUGUAGAGUGCAAGAUUCUGAACUUGUUUACACUCCCUCCACAUAAAUGAUGUGUGUGUGAGUGUGUGUGUGUGUGUGUGUGUGUGUGUGUGUGUCUUAAUAUAUAUAUUUUUAUUUCAGAGGGGGAGAAAGAGAGAGAGAGAGAGAAACAU